GGCUUGAAAAUUUUAUCUAUUUUCAAACGUAACAAAAACAAUUUGAUUGGCAAAACAAUAAUUUAAAGGAUUAGAGUCAUGUAGUGUAUUACACAAAACAUACCGAUCAGUAUUCAGUGUCUUAUGGAAAGGAAUCAAGAAAAUUGUGAGUCACAUUAAUAAAACAGGAUAAUUACGUUCUCCAUUUGGCAGGUCACAAGCAACAGGAAUAGACGCAUCACACCAGAUCGAUGUGGUGGACUUUUAAGCAACGAUGUGAUUGGUAAGUUAUGAAUAUAAUUAACAAUGUUCAUUGUCGAUUAUCGGUAGUUCAGUGGGUAUAAAAAAUAAAAAUUUUGAUGGAACACUCAAAUAGACGUUUUGCCGAUGUUAUCGUUGAAAAAAGUGAUGGAAUUUCCAUAAACAAACUAUUCAGCUCUGAGAACAAAGCUGUAUUGAAAUCAUCCACUUGAGAUACAAAUCUUUACCACUAUCCCAAAAUCAUAUGGGCGAAGUAUGCUUUUCGUUGCUCGAAAUAGGGAGGAUUUAACUAAAAACAGGCUUCCAAUCGAGACAAAUGUAUUUUCUCUACAACUGCCUUCAUCAACAUAUUCUGCCAACACGUAUAUGAUGCAGACCUUCAAUCAGUUACCCAGUACGAUAGAAAAUUAUUCCGCGAAAAAGAACAAUCCCUUAAGUAGUUUGUUGAUUUGUCAAUUCACAGUUCUCCUUCUUUUUAAUGUUUUAUAGAUUAUUUUAGCCACGUAAUAUUUGCUGAGGCAGAUUAACGGUCAGCAUUCUUACGGUUAACAUUGGAGCAUUGGAACAUUGGACCGAAGCUGCUACCUUGACGUGGUGGUCGGGCUUGCCUAUCGUGAUGACCCAACCGAGCUAUAUUGGCUGGAACAUGUGUUCCUGUAGGUUCUACCAUGCCAGGCAGGUCGAUUGGUGAACGGUAAGACUAAAAGCAGCAACUCAAAGUCUGAGGGCGAAGUCGUACUGCUGACUGUACAGAGGUGUGACAGCAGUAAGGUGUUUCCUUCGGACGAUCAGCAUGACAGCGAUGCUGCCUUCCCACAAGGAGGGGUGGGGUUGGAAAAGGUCGACCCUAAAAAUGUCACACCUCACCUUACCUCACGGAUUUCCGUCUCCGGCGGUAAGGCCAUCUGAAGAACGGAGCCAACACGUCAAAAACCUUCUACAAAAAGGCCGUGCGCGACCGGCCUCAAGCAGUUGUCCCUUGGGCUCUGCGGUCACGCUCCCAUGUCGUUAAGACCAACACUAAUCCAAUUUCCUUUUCAGGUUCCUCAAGAAAUACCCUUCCACGGUGUGGGCAGCCGGGAAGUGACAUCAGCCCUCAUACCCGUAACAGCACGCGAGACCAAGUUGGUCACAUUCAAAUCCUUCCUACACCUAAUGCCUCUCUUAUCUCCAUGACCAACCCUCCUCACGUCUCUUUAUUACAUCGCACCGCUAGGGCAAACGAUUCGAGUACGUGGAACGUUAUUCCUGGUCUCCUGAAACCACGCUCUAAACUACACGUAGGAGCUUUUAACGUCCGAACACUGUGCCAAAUAAGACAAGAAGCUUCCUUAGCUAGAACUUUAGAAUCUCGCGCCAUCAAUUUGUGCUACGUCUCCGAAACGCACACACAGGAUCCGAGUAGCGUCAUUCAUUUGACCUCACCAUGCCAAAAUAAAGAACCGACUCGAUUUACGCUUCGUGUAUCUGGAAGCCCUGAUUCUGCUUCCCGUGGCCUCGCCGGCGUAGGUAUAGCAUUGAGUCCUAGGGCAGAACUAGCUCUCUUAGAGUGGAUCCCAGUAGACAGUCGUUUGUGCGCUGUCCGACUGAACGGAACAGUAAGAAUCCGGAAAGAUAGGGACACUCGUCGUUGCCUCUUCGUCGUCUCUACCUAUUCUCCCACUGACUGCAGCUCAGAUGAUGUAAAAGAUGAGUUUUACAGAAAGCUUUCGGACCUUCUCCGAAAAGCUAAGCGCUCGGAUGUAGUAAUAGUGGCCGGUGAUUUUAAUGCUCAAGUAGGUAAACUAAGCGAUAAGGAAAGACACCUGGGUGGAUCUUAUAGUAUCGUGGCUCAAAGAACAGAUAAUGGCGACCGUCUGUUGCAGCUAUGCUCAGAUAACCGCCUGUUCCUUGCAAAUACUAACUUUAAGCAUAAGGAAAAACAUCUUUUAACAUGGAGACCCCCUAAUUCGUCCCAACGAUGGACCCAAAUAGAUCACAUCGCUAUCAGCCACCGAUGGAGGGGCUCGAUAGAAGACUGUCGCUCAUUCUGGAGCACAUGCCUAGAUUCAGAUCAUGCUCUAGUACGAGCGCGUAUUUGCCUGCGUCUUACUGGACGUAGGAAAAACGCUGCAAGGAAACCUCUUAGGGGCCUACUUAAUGAUAGUCAAGCUAAGAGUAUAUUUCAGGAACAACUAGGAAAAGAGUUAGACAGCCAUGUAUGUGAUGCCCACCCCGAGGCAGCAUGGAAUGAUAUCCGAAAAGCUGUGGAAACAGCAGUGAUAUCUGUUAGUAAGGUAAACCACAAGGUUAGGAAGCAACACUGGAUUUCAGCAGCAUCUAUCGCACUGAUAGAUGCUCGGAAACUCAUUCCACCUGGCUCUGAACAUAGUGAAGAGCGGAGUCAGCUUAAGCGCAAACUGACAAGAAGUCUACGCAAUGAUCGCGAACAGUGGUGGGUAGCGAAAGCAAGAGAGAUGGAAAAGGCAACGGCAAUAGGUAAUAGCAGACAAUUGUUUAGACUCGUUAAGGAAACCGGAAUUAGGAACCCGACUGUUAGCGAAACAAUCUCAGAGAAAGAUGGACAUAUUAUUCAUUCUCAAUCCAGGAGAUUGGAUCGAUGGGCAGAAUACUUCAGGGAUCAGUUCAACUGGCCUUCAGCCACACUUCGGUUUCCCACGAUCUCCAGUCAACCUGAAUGGCAAGUUAAUGUAGGUCCUCCGUCUCUUUAUGAAGUUGAAAAAGCCAUAGGAAAUCUGAAACGAGGGAGAGCAGCAGGCCCUGACAGGUUUACUCCUGAGAUUUUUAAGGAUGGUGGUCCAGUAUUAGCAAUGAGAUUAACCGAGGUCUUAGGUAGAAUUUGGGAACUGGACGUAAUCCCAUCUGACUGGUCUCAAUCACUGAUUGUACCAGUUUAUAAGAAAGGACAAAAGUCCUCUUGUGACAAUCACAGAGGAAUCAGUUUGACUAAUAUAGUGUCUAAAAUAUUAGCUUCAAUAAUACUUCGACGCCUAAUCAAAGCUCGUGAAGAGCAAACUAGAGAAAACCAGGCCGGUUUUCGACCUGGACGUGGUUGUAUAGAUCAGAUAUUCACACUACGUCAGGUUCUAGAACACAGACACACAUUCAGACACCCCACAAUGGUAGUAUUUCUCGACAUUAAGGCGGCAUUCGACUCUGUUGACCGUGAGGUUCUAUGGCAGUGUUUGUCACUGAAAGGAGUACCAAAGAAGUACAUUAACCUUAUAAAGGCUCUCUACUCGAACACAACUGGUAGAGUGAGAGCUUAUGGCGAACUGUCAUCAGAAUUGAUUACCUCAAGUGGUGUUCGUCAGGGCUGUCCACUCUCCCCAUUCUUGUUCAACUUUGUCAUUGACGUACUUUUAGAGAUAACACUCUCCUCAUCUAAAUUUCCGGGGGUUGAACUUCUACCGGGAGGUUCACUUGUUGACUUAGAAUAUGCCGAUGAUAUAGUUCUAUUUGGUGAAGACUCUGACAAAAUGCAGAGUCUUCUGACCACUCCAAGCAACAAUGCAAGCAUGUUGGGGAUGCGAUUCUCUCCCUCGAAAUGCAAAAUGUUGCUUCAGGAUUGGGUUACAUCGACACCCGAACUAGUGAUAGGGAGUGAAGUAGUUGAGUGUGUCGACCGCUUCACUUAUCUUGGAAGUCUCAUCAGCCCUUGUGGUCUGGUGUGUGACGAAAUCUCAGCACGGAUACAGAAGGCUCGACUAGCUUUUGCCAACUUGCGUCAUUUAUGGCGUAGGCGAGAUAUCCGUCUGUCAACCAAAGGACGUGUUUACUGCGCAGCAGUUCGUUCCGUCCUACUUUAUGGCUGUGAAACAUGGCCGGUAAGAGUAGAGGAUAUUCGUAGGUUACUAGUAUUUGAUCAUAGGUGUCUUCGAAGUAUUGCUCGUAUAUCCUGGGACCACCGAGUAAGUAACGCAGCUGUUAGGAAACGGGUACUAGGUAAGGAUGGCAAAUCAAUUGAUGAAGUAGUGAAACUUCAUCAGUUGAGAUGGCUGGGACACGUGUUACGUAUGCCCAACCACCGACUACCUCGACGUGCUAUAUUCAGUGGUAUAGGAGUAGGUUGGAAGAAAGCUAGGGGCGGCCAGACCAAAACAUGGCACAAAUCCAUGAAGUCACUGACAAGUGGACUGAGUCAUGUUGGUAGGUGUAGACUACCUGGUUGGGGACCGCGAGAUGAUAGCAACCGAUGGUUAGAGACCCUGAAUGACAUGGCUCAAAAUCGUUUGCAAUGGCGCAGGUGCAUACACUCUCUAUGUUCUCCCAAAUUCUAGUUAUCUGAAUUCUUCAUGCCCCUUUUUUUUCCUCUUUCCAAAUUUAUUUCACUGGAUUAUACUCGUUAAAUAACAUCUCCAAACCCUAAUCUUCCCGAUUACUGCUUAUACUCUUGUUACCUCUACCACUACGGGAUUUGAAUCGACCACUGCAUCUCUGUGCUAAUGUGGUAUGGCAACUCGAACUGAUGUACGUACGUACUAAGUUCUACGUUGUUACUGACUGACUGACUGAACUAUAAUUCUUUAUGCAGCGUUCCCAAUAGUAAAAAUUGUGGAUAAAAACAUAAAUAGAAACAAAUGAUUGUUUUAAGUGUCGUAUGCCUAAUAUGUUUUCAAGCAUAGAUUACACUAUCAAAUGACUAUCAGCUAAGUGGAUAACGCCCUAUCGUUUGAUACGAAAGGUACUGCGUUCUUGUUACAGGGUCAUCAUCAACUCUGAGUAUUAAGUACAUCCAGCUGACGAGUCCGAAAUACGAUGUAACGCACGUCCUCCAGUCCAUUGCCAGUCAUCACCCAUCCAUGCUUAUAAUGCUUCUUACUGAAGGCAAUAUCGAGGCAACGCUCACAGUAUGCCAGUGAGAGCCUGAUCAAACGCAGACCUAACAAAAAAACGCAAAAGUUGAAAUAAACUAAAUCAAGUGAAUUUAUUGUCGCUCUCGAUCCAUACAACGUUUCAUAAAAUUAUCUCAGACGGUUAUCACGAAUGUCAUCAUAUUAACCGAUCAAUUUAACAUUUUGCUACAGCUUCUUAAGAUCUAAAGGAUAUUCUAUUUGACGUUGUUGAUAGGAAUUUUCCUAGAAUACGGUCUGUUCAAUCUAUUAUAAUUUUGUGUGAGACAUGAAUUCUAUGUGUUAAUUUGGAUUAAAAAUAUGGAAUUGAGUAAACUUCCUUUUGUGUACAUCAAUCUCAGUAUUUCUCACAUGUGAUAAACACAAAUGAUGAAUAUUAAAUAUGACAAGAAGAAGGGUUAUCAUGUGAAAAAUGAUUCAUCAAUAUGGAACAUUCAUAUCUGGUGGUAUUCACGUUAUGUUUAAUUCUAGCUGAAAAUUGUUUUGCUUUUAUAAUAGACAGAGUGAACCUUAUUAUUUGAAAUGCUACUUGAUUCAUGAGAGAAUACUUAACUUUUAGUUAUGUUCCACGUCCAGUUGUUAAAAUCAAUUAACUUGACUUACACAAAUUAUUGAUUUCCCCCAUCAUAGAAAUCGAACUGUUCAAUUACACUUGAUAUUAAGUAGAUGAACAAAUGGAAUUCAAUAAAUGAAUUCGAUGAUAUUUACAUCGUUAUUACAUACUGUAUGAUAAUUGAAUAUUCAUUCAUUAGAUAGAACAUUGAAUUCGUCGUUAGAAAUAGUUGAAUUAGUUAAGGAAAUAGAAAACACGGUAACUAAUAAUGAACCAAUCUCAUUUGCUUUGUUAUGUGAAAUAGAUUUGUUUUGAAGUCGCACUUACGCAUUCAUUUCUAUGUUGAUAAGUGAAUAUUUUCUCGAAUUCGUGAUACACAAUCAUUUAUCAUAUUACAGUGAUUUCUUUGGUAUUAUGCCAUAUAAAACGUCAAUUUAACUAAUCGAAAUUUCUCAGCUUUUAACCAGUAGGGUAAGAGUAUUGUAGUUGGUAUACCGUAUUCGCGAGUAAACAAACACAUAAAUAAUCAAAUGAUUCAGGUUGUAAGAAAGAGAAAACUUCAAAAUGUUGACGUACAGCAUCCACAUAUAAAGUUGUUCAAUCUUUAUACACAGACAAAAAAGUGAGUAGUUCAGUGACAAGGUCUAUAAAUGUGGGGCUGAUAGACACGAAAUCAAAUACAUCACUUCUCUCAUGAUUACACUUACAGCUGGCUGACGAUGACGUUUUUGCAUGAAACUUAUAUUUAGGUUUCCUCGGCGACUUUCUUCAGCUGUCACAUUACAUUUGUAUGUGUGUAUUCAUGGCGUAGAAGAUAUAUAUGGUUUUCCAUCAGAGAAACUAACCAUACUAUUAAAGAGAAGAAAUAACGUACAUCAAUAAUGUUUCGAUGGUAUCUCGACUGACGUUAACACUUUGUAGAGACUUCAUUCAACCCAAACCAACCAGCACAUCACAGCAAUAAAAUCAUCUUCAAUUUAGAGUGUUAUGACUCCUUUGUUCACAAUUAACUAACAGUUAAAUC
Schistosoma margrebowiei is the source of this 6670-nucleotide messenger RNA. Lineage: Eukaryota; Metazoa; Platyhelminthes; Trematoda; Strigeidida; Schistosomatidae. The record is from the annotation of a GenBank genome assembly.